Messenger RNA from Boeremia exigua, 1447 nucleotides. Its product is annotated as glycosyl hydrolase family 61-domain-containing protein. The transcript is spliced from 2 exons. Lineage: Eukaryota; Fungi; Ascomycota; Dothideomycetes; Pleosporales; Didymellaceae. Bases 228 to 1262 code for a protein of 344 amino acids. The record is from RefSeq and is a predicted model, not a curated record.
CUUGGACAGCCUGGGGGGUAAGCAUGUCUCGAAUAUAAGGAUGCAAAGGCGCCUCGACAUUUGAACUUCAUCGCUACAGUUCAGUACCUUCACUUUCCACCUUCAUUCAUUCAUUCACAGUCCGCUAGCCGGCUCCACAUUCUUUUCAGAAUUCACCAUCGUUUGUAACGACAGUCUUAUCAACUCUCUCCAACACUUUUUCGAAGAACCCAAACAACUCCAUCAACAUGCUUUCCAAGAUCGCUACCGUCGCCGCCUUCGCCGCUGGCGCCCUUGCCCACGGCACUGUCAACGGUGUCACCAUCGAUGGCAAGUUCGAGCAGGGCUGGAUCGGCGACUACUACUACCAGUCCACCCAGGGUCAGGCCACCGCUGACCACAUCGGUUGGUACGCCGAGAACCUCGACAACGGUUUCGUCGAGCCGAACUCUUUCGGCAACGCCGACAUCAUCUGCCACAAGGCCGGUUCCCCCAAGCUCUCUUCCGAUUCCAUGGCAUCCGUUGCUGCUGGUGGCACAGUCGAGUUCCACUGGUCCACCUGGCCCGAGUCCCACGUCGGUCCCGUCAUCACCUAUGUUGCUCCCUACACCGGUGACGUCGCGUCUGUCGACAAGACCACCCUCAAGUGGACCAAGAUCCAGGCCAACGGCUACGAGAACGGCGAGUGGGCUGCCGUCAAGAUGAUUGGUCAGAACAACACAUGGCCCGUCACUGUCCCCGAGACUCUUGCCGCUGGCAAGUACGUCUUCCGCCACGAGAUCAUCGCUCUGCACGGUGCUGGCUCCGUCAACGGCGCUCAGAAUUAUCCUCAGUGCCUUAACAUAGAGGUCACCGGAUCCGGUACUGAGACCCCCGAGGGUGUUAUUGGCACCAAGCUGUACACCGCCGAGGAGGAUGGCAUUGUAUUCAACCCCUACGCCGCUACCCUCACGUACAACAUCCCCGGCCCUGCUCUGUGGACUGGCGGCUCCGGUUCCGGCUCUGCCCCUGCCCCGGUUCCCUCCUCCGGUGCUGGCAACGGCACCACCCCUGCCACCCCCACUGCCCCUGCUGAGACCUCCGCCGCUGCCUCCGCCCCCGCUGCCACCUCUGUCGGUGUCGAGGCCACCCCCACUGCCAGCGCCACCGCUGCCCCCUCUACCGGCGGUGAGCUCCCCAAGACCUUCACCCUCGAGACCUUCAUUGCUUGGCUCGAGGAGGCUGCUGGCUCUUCCGCUGGCAGUGCUAAGGCUCGCCGUCACGCCCGCUCUCUCCUUUUCUAGAUGUCUGCUUUAGAUGUCUAGCCAGCCGGACAUGAUUGAUGUUUCUUCGAAAUUCCUUUUUUGAGAGUGGAUUGUAUCGUUGCACGAUGGCCACAUCUUCACUUCCUUGUGUAUAAAUCUUGCACCCUAUUGUAGCAUAGCGCCUUUGGGGACUAGAAUUGGUUCUGCGGCAAAUUCAAGCUGCG